AUGACAGAUGGCUACUUGUGGUUUGAAGAAAUAUGUUUCCCUGUGGUUGGUUACAGCUAUGAAGUUUUGAAAGAAGCAUGUGCUCAGUUUGUGAUAAAGGAUGAAGACACAGUAUUGGUGACCUACCCCAAAUCAGGAACCAACUGGAUGAUUGAAAUUCUCUCCCUGAUUCACUCCAAUGGUGAUACGAAGUGGAUUCGAUCUGUGCCCACCUGGGAACGCUCACCCUGGAUAGAGACAGAUAAUGGUUAUAAACGUUUAAAUAAGAGAGAAGGCCCGCGGCUCAUGUCCUCUCACCUCCCCUUCCAUCUCUUCCCCAAGUCUCUAUUCACUUCCAAGGCCAAGGUGAUCUAUAUCAUGAGAAAUCCCAAAGAUGUUCUUGUGUCAGGUUAUUAUCAUCGGAUUAUGACAAAAGUAUGUAAGAAACCAGAGUCACUGGAACAGUAUUUUCAGUGGUUCAUCCAAGGAAACGUGCCCUAUGGAUCAUGGUUCCAGCACAUUCGUGGCUGGAUGUCCAUGAGAGACAGAGAGAACGUCCUGCUACUGAGUUAUGAAGAGCUGCAGAAGGACCCAAGAAGCACCAUAGAGAGGAUCUGUCAGUUCCUGGGAAAGAAGUUGACUCCAGAAGAACUGGACUCAGUUUUCAAGAACAGCUCCUUCCAAGUCAUGAAUCAAAACAAGAUGUCCAACUUUCAAAUGUUGCCUGAAACUUUCAUUAUUAAGCCUUUCUUAAAUACAAGAAAAGGCAUCUGUGGGGACUGGAAGAAUCACCUCACAGUGGCCCAAGCUGAAGCCUUUGAUAAAGUUUACCAGGAGAAGAUGUUGGCUUUCCCCAAAGGGCUGUUCCCAUGGGAGUAACCUCUGACAGAUCCAGGAUCUUCCAUGGACACUGUGAUGGUUUUCCUGUCCUGGGACAUGUUCAGGACUGAAGGGUUCUUCACAUAAAAACCACUUCUACAUGAAAAGUGUGAGGGGAGGAUAG
Ictidomys tridecemlineatus (thirteen-lined ground squirrel) is the source of this 982-nucleotide messenger RNA. Its product is annotated as sulfotransferase 2A1. The record is from RefSeq and is a predicted model, not a curated record. Gene Ontology annotation, molecular function: sulfotransferase activity. Lineage: Eukaryota; Metazoa; Chordata; Mammalia; Rodentia; Sciuridae.